AACGCUACAACCCCAUCUGUCUCUCAUACAAUAUUCUAUGUUUUGCAAGUUUGUGUUGCCCACCUAUUUGUUAAUAUGCUUCUCAAGGUCUAAAAAUACUCUCUCUAUCUGUCUCUCUUUCUCUGUCAUCCAUCAUGCUCUGUUUUGCAAACUGUGCUAGCCACUUAUUUGUUAAUAUGCUUCUCAAGUUCUAAACAUAUUUUGUCAGAUUUCUCACACAUUGUACAAGGAUUAUAGUGAAUAAAUUUUAAAAGAGCGGAAUCACAUAUCAAAAAGUCCAAUUCAUAUAGAGGCAAUGACCUACUGAAUGUUGGUAAUAAUGAUGCUACUAUUAUUUAGAAUAAACUCGAACUACAGGAACCAUAUAGUAGUGGUGAAAAAAUGGAUAGUGAUAAACAACUUUUGUAUUUUUCUUAUUCGGAUUAAAGGUGUUAGAGUUAUAAUAUAAGUCAUGUACCCCUUUGUAUUUAUCCCGUUGUAUAAGGGGUUUCCUGCAUAUGUUCCACACCUGUACAUGUAUAUAUAUCGGCCUAUGGCCUCAUGGGAAUACGAGUUGCAUAUUUCCUAACAUGGUAUUAGAGCUAGGUCAAUUUUUUUUGCACGUUGCAACUCGUGCUAUUGAUCCAACCCGCGUCGCCGCCAUCCUCUGUGGCCGCUGCUCCUUUUUCUCUGUCUAUCGUAGCCGGCGGCUCUCCACGCCCGCUACUCUCCCUUGCAGGUCAACUCAGGCCGGCUCCUUCCCCAGUCCCGUCUCCCUGGAUCGAACACGAGCAAGCCGGUUUUCCUCUGGAUUGAGUUGGCCCCGCUCGAGCCGGCUUCCUCUGGAUCUGAUCUGCUGCCAGCUGCCGAUCUCGGAGGAGUUUGCUUGCCUGCAGAUCUGCCCACGGCAGGACCGGGCCUCCAGAUCAAUCACCCGUUUGUCCUCAGUUGAAGAUCUCAUCGAUCCGUGCUACAUCUCCACGUAGUGCUACUUUGCUCUCCGGUGAUACGUGGUGCUAGCCACUUCCUACGGGUGCUGCUUGCUGCUUCUGCUGAUACGUGGUGCUGGUGUAUUGAUUCGUCACGCCGCCGGAUCUCGGCUGAUUGGUCUGCUACGUUCGUCUGCCCCUGACUAACACACACACACAAAAAAAAAUGUCUGCUGCAUCGGGCUAUGUUGCUGUCCCUCGCUGUCCGGUGAUCUUUGAUGGUACUAACUACACCGAGUUCACUGGCUUUAUGCGCAUUCACAUGCGUGGCAUCCGUCUCUGGGGUGUUCUUUCUGGCGAGGUCUGCUGUCCGCCACGUCCAGUUCCUCCGGUGGCCCCUACUCCGCCAACUCCAUCGGUUCUUCCUAUGGAUGCUAAUCAGGUCGCCAAGGAUGCGGCUAAGCUUGCUGAUGAGGCUGCUGAUCGUGCUUAUGAUGGGAGGGUUUUGGCUUAUGAGGAGGCUCUUCAGACGUAUCAUGGUGCUCUGUCUGUUUACACCCAGUGGCUUGAUGAUGAUGCUCGUGCUGCAGCUGUUCUCACUGCUAGUGUUCUGCCUCAGUUUGCUUCUGAAUUUCUGGGUCUUCCUACUGUCUUUGAGAUGUGGACCCGUCUUCGUCAGCGCUAUCAGCCCUCUGGUGAUGCCUUAUACCUCUCCGUGGUCCGUCAGGAGCAUGCUCUUCAGCAGGGUGACUCUACUGUUGAUGACUUCUAUGCACAGAGUUCUGCUAUCUGGCGCCAGCUUGAUUCUCUCCGCAGUGCUGGGUGUCGUACCUGCCCCUGUUGCCAGGCUGUCCAGGCCAAUUUGGAGUUUCAUCGCGUCUAUGAGUUCCUGUCUCGGCUCCGUAAGGAGUUUGAGCCCCGGCGUGCUCAGUUGUUUGCUCGUGGCCGUAUUUCUCUCAUGGAGGUGCUUUCUGAGAUUCGUGCUGAGGAGACUCGCUUACGUGGUGCUGGUUUGCUGGAGGUUCCCUCUGUGCUCGCUACUCGUGCUCCUACGCCACCUGCUGCACCGACCCCUUCUCGCUCGAGUGCUCCGCCGCUCUUGCCCACUCCUUCUGGAGGCUCAGGUCGCCCCCGUCCACAUUGCGACUAUUGCAACAAUGAUGGUCAUCUUGAGUCUCAGUGCUACACGAAGAAGAAACACCUGCGCAAGGCUCGAUCAUCAUCUUCAGGGACUUCGUCAUCUACCUCGACAGCUUCAGCCAUUGCUUUGACUGAGCAGAAUAUUCUGAGACUUAAGCGUCUGCUCGCGGCUUCAGGUUCUUCCUCGACGGGUACUGCUGGUUCUGUGACUGAUGCUUCCCGCACUGAGCAAUCACCCUCUACACAGUCAGGACCGUCGCACGCACACUCUGGUUGGGGCUGGCCCUCGCCGCCGUGAUUCUCAGGGUCUUUGGGAGUUGGACUGGCUUCAUGUUCCUUCCGCUGCCACCACCAUCGCCAGUUCUUCCGCUUCUGUCGCCUCCGUUACUGGUUCCUUCCAGCAGUGGCAUCAUCGACUUGGUCAUCUGUGUGGUUCUCGGUUGUCUUCUUUAGUUCGUCGAGGUCUUCUGGGGUCUGUCUCAGGAGAUGUCUCUUUAGAGUG
Messenger RNA from Triticum dicoccoides, 2550 nucleotides. RefSeq lists its product as uncharacterized. The record is from RefSeq and is a predicted model, not a curated record. The transcript is spliced from 2 exons. Bases 1135 to 2346 code for a protein of 403 amino acids. NCBI's taxonomy places the organism in Eukaryota, Viridiplantae, Streptophyta, Magnoliopsida, Poales, Poaceae.